AAAAAAAAUAGAUUCUGUCUUUCUUGUGUUACAAAAAAAAAAGAUUCUGUCUUUCUUAGGUGUCGAAUCAAAACAGAGUGUGUAAGAAAACAGAGUUCUUUUCCAAAAUAAUUUUCUUACAAAGAAACAAAAGUGUUGACCUUCUUCGGAUUCAUCAUUCCAUCUACGCUCUCUCCGUUGACCUGUUUCGUUCAUCUGUAGAAAGUUAUUUCAAUCAAGAAACAGGAAACUAUCGUCUAGACGAUGAUGAUGGUGUCUGAUGGAGAAUUGGGAGUAUAUGUGGUGGAGAGCAAAGGAGGAGCAAUAGCAUGCAUCACCCUUUCUCUGCUCUGCUUAGGCACUUGGCCUGCUCUGUUGGCUCUUCUUGAACGACGUGGCCGUCUCCCACAACACACUUAUCUCGAUUAUUCCAUCACUAACUUCUUAGCUGCAAUCUUCAUUGCCUUUGUGUUUGGUCAAAUAGGUGAAAGUUCACCAGUAGAGGCACCAAGUUUCAUUACCCAACUCACUCAGAUUCAGGAUAACUGGCCUUCGGUGUUGUUUGCAUUGGCGGGUGGGGUGGGUUUAAGUUUAGGGAACCUAGCUACUCAGUAUGCUUUAGCUUUUGUUGGUCUGUCUGUUACAGAAGUGACAACCGCGAGCAUCACUGUUGUUAUAGGAACAAGUGUCAAUUACUUUCUGGACAACAAAUUAAACCGAGCAGAUGUUCUUUUCUCCGGUGUUGGAUGCUUCUUGGUAGCUGUUUUUCUUGGCUCUGCUGUUCACUCCUCAAACUCUGCUGACGUGGAAGCCAAACUUGGAAACUUCUCAGGGGAUUGUAAAACUGUGAGCCAAGAAGAGUGUCAGAGACUAUUUGGAGGAGGUGAAGAAGAGGAGGUGGAGAGUGUAAAGGAAGGAUCCGCAGCUUUUCUUAUUGCACUAGAAAACAAAAGAGCAAUCAAAGUGCUUGGAAAGAGUAUGCUUGUUGGUCUAGCAAUAACCUUCUUCGCAGGCCUUUGUUUCUCACUCUUCUCACCACUCUUCAACCUUGCAACUAACGAUCAAUGGCACGCUCUAAAGCCAGGCGUUCCCAAGCUCAUUGUCUACACCGCUUUCUUCUACUUCUCACUGUCCUGCUUCUUAAUCGCCGUCGCUCUCAACGUGACUUUCUUGUACAAACCAGUCCUCGGCUCACCGAGAUCUUCUUUUAAGGGCUACCUAAAUGACUGGAACGGAAGAGGUUGGGCUCUUUUGGCUGGAUUGGUUUGUGGGUUUGGUAACGGUCUUCAGUUCAUGGGUGGACAAGCUGCAGGGUAUGCAGCCGCAGAUGCUGUUCAGGCACUUCCUUUGGUGUCGACGUUUUGGGGGAUAUAUCUGUUUGGAGAGUACAGGAGAUCGUCUCCGAGAACAUACGCUUUGCUUGUUGGAAUGCUGGUCAUGUUCGCUGUAGCUGUAGGGCUUCUCAUGGCCUCGGCAGGAGAAAGAGGAGAGACGCUGUAAUUUUAAAAGAGUUUCUUUGGUGUGAUCAAAUAAGAGUGUGACAAAACCAAAACGCUAGAAGGAGGGGUCGAACCUCCGACCUUGUGGUUAACAGCCACACGCUCUAACCAACUGAGCUAUUCCAGCUUUUGCUUAUAGUUCGAUUUUAAAAGUAUAUAGACAAGACUACAAAUUCUACCACUAUAAACCAGCGAUCAUGAUUCAUCAUUUACCCAAACUCAAUCCACCGAUCCGAUUAUCUUUGUAUGCACCCCAUAUUCCCACUCAUGACUCAUGUCUCUAUUCUUGAAACUUAUUGCAGAAGGUAUAACUAGUAUAACAGAUUCUAUGAUGUAACAUGUUCAUAAUGGAAUGAAUACCUACUAAGCUCUACUUGUACUUAACA
Molecule: messenger RNA, 1864 nt
Organism: Raphanus sativus (radish)
Lineage: Eukaryota; Viridiplantae; Streptophyta; Magnoliopsida; Brassicales; Brassicaceae
Product: ureide permease 5
Exons: 5
Coding region: 244-1479 (411 amino acids)
Biological process (GO): nitrogen compound transport
Cellular component (GO): membrane
Molecular function (GO): uracil:monoatomic cation symporter activity; allantoin:proton symporter activity
Source: RefSeq, a predicted model, not a curated record